CCGAGUACAAUACAGUGAGGGAGACUGCCUCAAUCCAUUAAAUAGCUCCAUUUGAUCUUAAUCGGCUUCUAAUCGAUCUUCCUAAACUCACCACUGUCACUAACAAAGCAUCCUCAAAAAUUUCAAAUGUUCCUAAGACAUUUCUCAUCGGAAUCACCAUUCAGAUCAAUUCUUCCUUCAAAUGUCAUUCUCCGCCGUCUCUUCAGCUUCAAUCCAAACGACGACGUACACAAAAUUUACACUAUACUCACCACCACUUCUUCACCCGAAAACCUCAAACAAACCCUAAAAUCAACCGACAUUUUACUCUCAAACGAAUUAAUCGAUCAAGUUCUCAAAAGGGUUCGAUUUGGCCACGCAAACCCUUCUCAAACCCUAGAAUUUUUCCGUUACACUGGAAGAAGAAAAGGGUUUUACCACACUGCUUUUUCCCUUGACACUAUGCUCUAUAUUCUUGGUAGAAGUCGCAUGUUUGAUAAUGUUUGGGAUCUUUUAAUCGAAACGCGGCGAAAAGAUCAAUCUGUUAUAACUCCUCGAACUGUUAUGGUUGUAUUGGCUAGAGUUGCUAAAGUUUGCUCUGUUAGACAAACUGUUGAAUCGUUUCGAAAGUUUAAGAAGAUUGUGCCGGAUUUCGGUACCAAUUGUUUUAAUGCAUUGUUGAGAACUCUUUGUCAAGAGAAAAGUAUGACUGAUGCUAGAAAUGUUUAUCAUAGUUUGAAGCAUAGUUUUCGCCCGAAUUUGCAGACUUUUAAUAUUCUUCUAUCUGGGUGGAAAACCUCUGAAGAUGCUGAAUUGUUCCUUAAGGAGAUGAAGGAAAUGGGGGUUACACCCGAUGUUGUAACGUACAAUAGUUUGGUGGAUGUUUAUUGUAAAGGGAGGGAAAUUGAGAAGGCUUACAAGGUGUUCGAUGAAAUGCGUGAACAAGAUUUGUCGCCCGAUGUUAUUACUUAUACUUGUAUUAUUGGUGGAUUGGGGUUGAUUGGUCAGCCAGAUAAAGCUAGAGAUGUUUUGAAGGAAAUGAAGGAGUAUGGUGUUUACCCUGAUGUUCCGGCUUACAAUGCUGCCAUUAGGAACUUUUGCAUUGCAAAGAGGCUUGGUAAUGCUUAUGAAUUGGUGGAUGAGAUGGUGGGUAAAGGUUUGAGUCCAAAUGCAACUACUUACAAUUUGUUCUUCAGGGUUUUUUACUGGUCCAAUGAUUUACAGAGUUCUUGGAACUUAUACAAGAGGAUGAUGGUUGAGGGUUGCUUUCCGAAUACACAGUCUUGUAUGUUUUUGAUAAAGUUGUUUAGAAGGCAUGAAAAGGUGGAGAUGGCGCUGGAAUUAUGGGGUGACAUGGUGGACAAGGGUUUUGGGUCGUAUACGUUGGUUUCUGAUGUGCUGUUUGAUAUGCUUUGUGAUAUGGGGAAGUUGUCGGAAGCAGAGAAAUGUUUCUUGGAGAUGAUUGAGAAGGGGCAAAAGCCAAGCAAUGUUUCAUUUAAGAGAAUUAAGGUUCUUAUGGAACUAGCAAAUCGACAUCAGGCUAUUCAGAACUUGACGGAGAAAAUGGCCGUUUUUGGGCGACCAACCCAAAUUCCUGAAAGAGUUAUGACUCCAGUAGCGGAAAUGGGGGGAUUGGACAUCUAAACAAAUAUCUUAAAUGAGCUAAACCGCGUCAGCCAAAUUGGCAAAGGGAGAGUGAGGAGAGACACAAGAAAUAGUCUCCUUAACAGAAUGAUAAUUGAUUUUUGUACACUAGUUGUCAUACAUUUUGCACAACAGAACUGAAUUUUUGAAAUUCAUGCUUUAACUUAUGACAUGUUCAUCAUUCCUUGAAGAUCAAGAAAUAAAGAGGUGUUUCUACUUCAAUUCUGUUAUUUGCUAUUGACCAUAUGGCAUUUCUUUUCCAUUGAAAUCGUUUUAGAUGGUCUUCAAAAGGUUUGAUUUGAUUCCCAUCUAAAAUUUUGACGAGGGAAUCGCAGAUUCUUAAGAAAAAUUUGUAUGAAAUUGCGACAGGUAAAAUGAGCUUGUGAGUUGUGA
This is a messenger RNA of Trifolium pratense (red clover), 2016 nucleotides long. RefSeq names its product putative pentatricopeptide repeat-containing protein At1g02420. The record is from RefSeq and is a predicted model, not a curated record. NCBI's taxonomy places the organism in Eukaryota, Viridiplantae, Streptophyta, Magnoliopsida, Fabales, Fabaceae. The coding region runs from base 127 to 1623 and encodes 498 amino acids. Gene Ontology annotation, molecular function: protein binding. The transcript has a single exon.